ACGUCCCCCCGUCCCGGCAUCCCCAAGUCCCCGCGUCAUCGAGUCCUACGUGCCACGUCCCAGUCCCCAAGUCCCCGUCCCACUUUUAGUCACAGCCAAAAUUAUACAAUAAUUAAUUCAUUACCCACUUAGUCAAUCACAACCAUCUCUUCAUAAAAGACAGUUACAUGAACGUUAAAUCCAGCUGCUGGAGCAACAGUGAUUUUGUAUCUGAAAAUUAACUGUUUGGGAUCCAUUCAAACUUUUUCUGCUUGGUUUGUUAAAUCAAAAUAUAUCAUACCAUAAAGACUAUCAAAGUUUGCGAGAUUCAGUUGUGUUCCAGUAUUAUAAUCAUUUCUUCUUUUAGCAUAAGACAUCAAAUCAUUAAAAAUUCUUACCUUACUUUCUGUAUCAUACUCAGUUUCUGCACAGGCGGCCCAAGCACGAGAUGAGAGGAAAUAAUUAAUGUAAAUGAAACGUAUGCGAACGUGACUCUUGCCUUCGAGCGGUGUUGUGUUACAAAGAUGCGAUUUACAGGGGUUUGUAUGGGAACUUUACAGGUUUGCUUUAAAUACCUCAAAUUUAAUGUUCUGUGAAUAAAACUGACUUACCUUGCUUUCCUGUCGUAUUCUUUGUUGUUCCACGGUGUUUGAGGCCGUUUUGAAGCGUUUUCAGCGAGUUAGCGCUGAAGGUGGUGUCCCACUAGAAAAAACACAAGGCUGGCUGGCUCAGAAUCGAACCAUCGUACUGCGAAGGCCAAAAUAUUCCCGAGGAAUGGACUCAGCCGCCUCAAAUCACGAUCAGCCGAAGCGUGAAUAACUCGCUUCCCAGUCUGUCGGUCGCUGGUUCACAAAUCUCAUCGCAAGGGCCUGAAAAUCGCUCUUUUACCAGUUCAAAUCUGCCUCUCUCGCUGCUGCAUCAUGCGUAAACCAACGGUGCGGAUACCAGAUUUGAAAUCUAAGCUUAGCGACCACGUCCGCUCGACAAAAACAGCACUCGGUCGGGGUGGGACGGAACUAUUGCCUAUAUGCAAAUCAACACCUUGCGAGGGUACACUGCGUUAGAUUUCACCGGAAACCGCUAACGCUUGAUGGGUUAAAACCCCGCGAAAAGCCGCGAAUGCAUUCGGAGCAUAUAUGUCAAAUCUGGAAAAGUUAGGUGCCGUUCGCUGUUUUGUAUUGUAAAGUUGUUUGUAUCGUAGUUUGUAGUAUGGGUGAAAACCUCACUCCCGAACAAGCGGAAAUUUCUCAGUUUGCCAGGAAUGGCCAUAACGUAUUGGUUACCGGUCAAGGUGGAACAGGAAAAUCCCGAGUGGUAAAUGUCAUCCGUGAUGACUGCAGGCAGCGUGGACUUAAAGUAGCUGUAAUUUGUUCCAGUGGAAUCGCUUGCCAAGUUUAUGAUCGAGUUGUUGCAUCUACUGUCCACUCGUACUAUGGACUUGGCGCCGCAAAUAUGCCUUCCGGUCAACUUAUCGAUCGUGCAACAAGCAACGUAGGAGUUUCGAAAAAACUUAAAACAGUGGAUGUAGUAAUCUGGGAUGAAGCAAGUAUGUCGAGUGAUCGUAUGUUGGAACUUGUGAAUGCCUUGCAUCACAGACUCUGUGAAGAUAAGUCCGAGGGAGAGAGUUUGCCAUUUGCGAGAAAGCAAAUUAUUAUCGUUGGUGAGUUUUUACAGUUACGCCCCGUACCAAGCUCGUUUGAUUCGGGUUCCUUCAUGUUCCUUUCACGAGUAUUUGUAUACGCCAUAACCCACAGAUUUCAACUCACCAAGGUGUUGCGUCAAUCGGAUACCGUGGACACGAUGUUCAUGAAUUGUUUAUCGGAUGUCAGAUUAGGAACUUGUAGCCAGGAAACCGCCUCAUUUAUUGAGGAGUUAUCUAGAAGCCUGGAUCCUCAAUUGAAAAGCAUGGCAACGCAUAUUUUUUUCAAGAAAAAUUCUGUAUUUCUUUUCAAUCGUUCUGUCUUAGAAGAGCUCGACGGUGAGUUACUCCGCUUCGAUGCCACCUUCGAUGGAAAAGGUGAGAAGAUGAAAUUUCCGAGGGAAAAAACCUUGUUCUUAAAGCGUGAUUGUAAAGUCAUGCCAGUGUGGAACAGAUCAGAUGCCCUAAAAAAUGGAAGCAUGGGAACUUUUAAGAGUGUAGACGGAAAUAAACUUCUGGUUUACUUCGAGAAGGUCGGUACAGUUGGCAUUGAAAGAGUUACCUGGAUUCAAAGGAAUCGCCAAGGUGAGAAAAUUGGAAGUGUAAGUCAGUUUCCGAUUAUCCUGGGGAAUGCUGUAACGUGUCAUAAAUAGCAGGGGUUGGAGCUCCCAGCGGUAGUUCUGCAUUCAUCGAAAGAAUUUGUCCCCGGUUUAGUCUACGUUGCAAUGUCCCGGGUCAGAUCUGAAGAUACACUGCAGGUAUUAGCGUUCAAUAGCAACCAGAUUUUACCAGCUGAUC
Messenger RNA from Orbicella faveolata, 2416 nucleotides. Its product is annotated as ATP-dependent DNA helicase pif1-like. Lineage: Eukaryota; Metazoa; Cnidaria; Anthozoa; Scleractinia; Merulinidae. The record is from RefSeq and is a predicted model, not a curated record.